UGUCCACUAGGUGACAGCAGUCACGUGGUAAAUGUCACUGCGCAUGCCCGACUAACAUUAUUCAACAAAUAUGGCGGCACACUACGUGACAGCAGUCGGGACAGCACUGAAAGGUGUGCACCUUGUUUCCGGCCGGUGGAGCCAAACCCCGACAGUGUGUCAGUUUUUGCGGCGGCAUGCUGCUCAGUGUCGACCGCUACAUGUCACCCCAGCCGCCUCUCGGUGCAGCUCAAGGAGAGAUCCGCAGCAGAGCAACAACACAGAAGAAACGAGGGAAGAGGAGGGUCCUGAAUACAUCCCCACCAAAAAGGGGAAGAACCCCAUGAUGGGGAUUGGCUACGCCUGGAUGAUAGGCCUACCCACUGGACUCAUCGGCUUCCUCCUGGCCAAGAGAGAAGUGGACAAGAACCGACUGAAGCAGCUGAAAAUUCGCCAGAGGAUGAAAAGGUCAAACGAGGGAGAAUAUGAAGGCAGUCGCUACCGCCAUCCUGCUGAGGAUGUCAAACUGGACCAAUGACGUACAUAUAUGGCUGCAAUGAUUUCUACCAGAUGCUGAAUGUCACCCCUGAGACGGUGACUCCACUGCACUACAGCCCA
Etheostoma spectabile (orangethroat darter) is the source of this 597-nucleotide messenger RNA. Its product is annotated as DUF4748 domain-containing protein. Lineage: Eukaryota; Metazoa; Chordata; Actinopteri; Perciformes; Percidae. Bases 71 to 517 code for a protein of 148 amino acids. The record is from RefSeq and is a predicted model, not a curated record. The transcript is spliced from 3 exons.